AACAAGACGUGUUAAGUGUAGAGCUAAAUAAAUUAAAAAAAAGCGACUUAAUCGAAAUUAUAGUUUUUAAAAAGUUACCUGAUCAUGUUAGUGAUAACGCAGUGCUAAAGAAUUGUGUGAAAAAUUUUAAAAUAAGACAACCAGAAGUAGAAGAUAAAGACAAUUUCUACGAGUCAUUGAACAAUAUGGAGGAAAACUGUAAAAUUGAUCGAUGCCGAUUUGUUCAAUUAAAAAGUAAACAAUUGGAACGAGAAACUUGUUUAUUAAAUGAUUUAAAUGAUCAAAUGAAAAAAAGGCUCUGUGAUCAGGAAGAAAUUAUAUUUCUUCUAAAAGCAAAUUUGGCAAAUAAGUCAAAACAAGACAAAAAUCCAGUCGAGGAAGAAUAUUCCAGUAAAACAGAUCACCCUAUACGAAAUCAAAAUAUUUCAACAAAUAAUAAAAAUGCUAAUAUUUCAAAAACACCGGAACUAAAUCCAUUUAACAUUUUGAACAAAAAAGUGGUCCAAAUAGAUAACACACCGAUAGCGAAAUCAACAAAUGAAGAAAAACAUAAAAGUAAAACCGACGAAGACGGUUUUACGACAGUAAAUAGACGAAACAGAUGGUCUUCAAAAUCUGUUCUUGUUAAAGGUUCCUCGUGUCAAAGUUCCUGCAAAAUUCAAGGAGCCGAUUCCGAUGUGGAAUGGUUACAUGUUAGUAAAGUGAAGGGUCAUGUGGAAAAUGGAAUAAUAUCUAAACCUGAAUUUUUUACAAGACUUUUACAAAUUAUACAUGCUUUGUCAGAUCACAGCAGAAGUCUAUUACAUUAUGUUGAUAGUAAUAUUGUGGAACGAUUUCAUGCGACAGUCGCGAAGUUUGUAGGUGGCAAAUCAAUUAUUCCAGAGGGCGCUCUUACCAAAGUAGAUGUUUUGCAGCAGUUUUAUCAUAUAAUUCGAAAUCGGGAAUUCAGAUUAAAAAAAAACUUUAAACCGUACUAA
Psylliodes chrysocephalus is the source of this 977-nucleotide messenger RNA. Lineage: Eukaryota; Metazoa; Arthropoda; Insecta; Coleoptera; Chrysomelidae. The record is from the annotation of a GenBank genome assembly.